UGAGAAUUACUGAAAUAAACAUUGUCAUUGUUAGAAAUUUCUAAUUUAUUACAAUAUUAAAAUGCCUGCAACGGCUUUUCAUAAAUUUAUGACAUUCAUAGGAUUAAUAUCAAUUUUACAUACAGCAUACUCAGCUGCCCAACAUCGAUCAUAUUUACGUAUAACAGAACAAGAGUUUAUCACCUUGCCAAUUGAUAUCUUAAUACAAGGAAUUAUUAGCUUAUUUAUGGUUAUGUACGGAGUAAUGUAUAUUGCAGGUGAUUUUAAAGAAAUUCGAGCAGUUGUUGAUUUAGAAAACAAAUCUUGGGAAACUUUAAGAAAUCUUCCAUCAUUUCAAAUAUUUAAUCAUCGUGGUACAUCUUUAAUUCCACGUUGUAUCACCCAUAAAAAACACAGGAAAAUUUAA
This is a messenger RNA of Eufriesea mexicana, 406 nucleotides long. It is a transcript of the gene EMC5, whose product is annotated as ER membrane protein complex subunit 5. The record is from RefSeq and is a predicted model, not a curated record. Bases 62 to 406 code for a protein of 114 amino acids. Gene Ontology annotation, cellular component: Golgi apparatus; plasma membrane; EMC complex. NCBI's taxonomy places the organism in Eukaryota, Metazoa, Arthropoda, Insecta, Hymenoptera, Apidae. The transcript is spliced from 4 exons.